CCGGAAGUAGGGCGGGACCUCGGCUCUUUAUAAACAUGGCCGUUAAAUCCUUCAACGUUAUAGCAUCUGGUACUGCGUUUGGCUGAAUUUGUUUGGAAGUCAGUGUGGGUACCUAAGACAGUAACAGGUGGAAAGAAGAUGUAGACACACUACGGGCGCCUCUAAAUUAUUUAAAUCGUUUAAUCUCUGCGUGGGGACGACAUUUAUAAACUUCAUGUAGUACUUUUGCUAGCUAGCUAGCCAAGCUAACGCAGACGUCUCAACGUUAACUUCUGGCAACUUUUUCAACCAGCUAGCGUCAUCUGCUACUUGACUGCUUAUCGAAAUGGAGGAGUGCCGUCGCUGGCCCAGGCUGUCUCGAUGAAUAUUUUACACACGGACGUGUCGGAUUUAACGUUACUCAGCUAAAGGCUGACCUAAACUUUCUUGAAGGCUCCUUUUGGGUUGUUUUUUUUCCACUGGCAGCAGCCAAGAGCUUGCCAGGCGUCCGUUUAGGAACAUCACUGAGAGGGCGGACAUAAACAAUGUUUUCUGUCAAACCCAUGAAGCCGACCUUCAAGUGUUAUCUUCCUCCUGUACAGACUGAUGUGAAGAAACCUAUUGAACCACCGAUUAAAAAGUUGGAGCCUAAGUUACUUCAAGGGGAAAUAGUAGUUAAUGAGGUGAACUUUGUGAGGAAAUGCAUCAGCGCUGAAAGCAGCCAGGAUGACCUUUGGGGGAAGUUGAUUUGCACCAACUUUAAGGUCUCCUUCAUCCCUCAAGAUGCCCCACCUAAACAGAAGUCCAAGUUGUCGCACCUCCUGCUUGGAGAGCACGACAUCCCUCUCACCUGUCUGGAGCAAGUAGUAACAGUAAAUGAUACAAAGGGGAAGAAGAAAGUUUUGGGGUCAAACCAAAAGCUGAAGUUCAACCCCACAGAGCUUAUCCUCUACUGCAAAGACUUGCGCAUCAUAAGGUUCUGCUUUGAUGAGGCCGGGCCUGAGAGUGCCAAAAAGGUUUGCCUUGCUAUUGCCCACUAUUCCCAUCCAGCUGAUCUUCAACUGCUGUUUGGCUUUGAGUAUCAAGGGCGGCGAUACCAUGAAUCUAAAGGGGGGCGAGUAAAUGGUUCCACCCCUCGAGGAGGAUUACGGACCCCCAUUUUUGACCGUCCAUCAGACUGGGAUUGGGAGAUCAAGAGAACGGGGGCAUCCGAGUGGAGGGUGUGCUCUAUCAACGAGAGUUAUGCCAUCUCAACAAGUCUUCCAGAGUACAUUGUGGUCCCAGUUUCUCUGGCAGAUCAGGAUCUAAAGCGUUACUCCAUAUUCUUCACUGAUCAGCGCAUCCCUCUCUGGUGCUGGAAUCACCCAAAUGGGAGUGCUCUUGUCCGCAUGGCCAGUAUAAGUGAUCCGUUACAGCAGAAGAAGAUUGAUCAGAAGGUCUUCACUGCCAUCACAAAAAGCCACCCACAGCGCAGUGAAGUCAUCAGGUCAGAUCUAGACAAGUGUCUGCCUAACAUCCAGGACAUCCAGAAUGCGUUUGUUAAAGUCAGGCAGAUCUGUGUUAUAGAUCCUUUUGAGGAGUCUGAGGAGAGGUGGCUUUCAUCUAUUGAAAACUCACGAUGGCUGGAGUACGUCAGGGCUUUCCUGAAACACUCAGCUGAGAUAGUGUACCACCUGGAUGGAAAGAAUGCUUCAGUCGUUCUUCAAGAGGAAGAAGACCGAGACCUGAACUGUGUAGUAUCCUCCUUGGUGCAGCUCAUGUUGGACCCUCAUCACCGCAGCCUCAUUGGCUUUCAGACUUUGGUGCAGAAGGAGUGGGUGAUGGCUGGCCAUCGCUUCUUGGACAGAUGCAACCACUUAAAGAAGAAUGACAAAGAGGAGCUGAAGUCCCCACUGUUCAUGCUGUUCCUGGACUGCGUGUGGCAGAUGAUGAACCAGUACCCAGCAGCAUUCGAGUUCACAGAGGCCUAUCUGACAGUACUGAGUGAUAGCAUGUGGAUCCCACUCUUCAGUACUUUCCUCUUCAAUUCUCCCAAACAGCGUGCUCAGCACUUGAUGGACUUUGCCAAGAAUAAAGCCAUCCCUCAAGGAGAAGACCAUGUUGUGUAUUUCCCUCCUGUUUGGGACUGGUCACAGCAAUUCUCCACCAAAGACCAAACCCUCUUUAACAACCCAAUGUACGUAGGCAAAGGAGCUGCCUGUGUUCAGAAUGGGGAAGUGAAAACCUUCAGACGCACAAAGCAGAAAACCUACAGUUCCACAUUGCGAGGAACGCCUGCAUCUCUGCGGAAUGGACUGAAGGGUGAAGAGGAUUCAUUGACCCGACGGGGCUCUCUGAUGUCUGAGCUUAAGCCUGAUUUCUCCCCAGUGAAAGACGAAAGCCCUUCAGAGCGCUUUUUCAGGGAGUGGUUCUCUCGACCUGCUGACCAGCAGGGCGUCCUGAUUCCCCUGCUCAUGCCCUCACAUAUGGCUCUCUGGAAGCUCUACUUUCUACGCUGGGUUCCUGAAGCCUGCAUUCCCAAAGGAGGCCCCAUCACCGCCUACCACAAGCUCUCCCAACUGGUCGAUGAAAUUGAGAUCCUACAGAGCCAUCUCAGGCAGUAUAAGGGACCCAGUCCAGGCAGCACACCGCUUCCCAGCCCAAGUGGGCCCCCUUCAGACCACAGGAGGAUGUAUUUUAAGGCCAGUUCCCCACAUGACCCCCCUACACCUCCAGACUUCCUUACCUCCUCCUUUCCCUUCACCCCAGUGGGAAACCUCUGCCGCCGCAGUAGCCAUGGGACUCCCAUUAGCAAAUUUCUGAACGGGGCGAGGAUCUGGCUCUCAACAGAGACUCUUGCUAAUGACACUCUCUGAGGUUGUGGGGCUUUAGCGCUCAUUUUUCUGAGCUGAGCUUAGUACAGGUUUGUGUAAUAAUUAAUCAUCUUAUUUUCUAUUACCUGUUUCUUAAAUACCAAGAAGGAAAAUGAGAAAUAGAAAAAUUUUACUUUGGACUUCUGAUUUUUGAUUAUUUAUAAGCUAGAAUUUGCACCGUUGAUGCUGCAUCGAAAUCUAAGGUAAUUUCUAAACUCAAGUGUAAUCUACAGGCCUGAAUCAUUAUUGUCCAUUACAGUUGAGGAAUUCAGAUUAACUAAAUCACGUCCUCCUUAUUGGCCAGUAAGUUGUUACUGUGAGAUCUCCUCAGACUGUGAAAGAUCAUCAUACUUAAUGCAUUUUUAUAAUAGAUAAAUAGACAAGAAAAUCAUUUUGUCUACUUCAGCUUAGGUCUUUCUCAAGAUUUAGCUAAACUAACUAACAUACUUGACCCACACAAAGGGUGCUUUUGGAGAUUUUAAUAUUGAGUUGAGAUGAGGUUCAGCACUCCUUCUCCAAGAUUUACCUGAUUCCAUGCUCGUUUUAAAGCAUUAAUUGAAAUGUAAGUAAGUGUGUUUGUAGCAGUGCUAUCAGUUUAGUCGUCAUUGCGUUGAAUUCUCAUUGGUAACCUUCCCCACUGUAAUGGAAUUGAAAAAUUUAAUCCAAAUAGUAAUGCUUGAAAUUAGAAAGUACCCGUUUUUUUAUUGCAGCAGCAAUGAUGAAUUUCACUGCUCACUGAUUUCCAAGUACUCAAUUUGUUUGUACCUUCCAGGAAUUCUAAUUGAAGAUGUAAUAUUUUACCUCGUUUUUAUUUCGGAAAGAGGAACAGAAAAUAACACCGCUAACAAGAAUUAUACUAUGUUGUUUAAAAACAAGAGGAUCUGGCCUGGUUGAAUGUAAUGGGGCGUUUCUUUCUUUUUUUUCUUUUCUUUUUUUUUUUUGGUUUUGCACAAACUUACUGCUAUUUACUCCAAGUGCCCAUAUUUUAAUGGUUAUGUUGGGGUUUCACUGUAAGUAGCAAAUGGUGUGAUUUCAGGGUCUUACUUUGUAGAUUUACUCUAUUUUUAAAGCAGAGAAAAGGACCUAUAUUUUUAGUAUCAUUAAGCAGGUGAUACUUCGAGGCGGAAGUGGAGCUGCGAGGACUUCAAUCUGUGGUAGAUAUGGCCUCUUCUCUUUUGAAGGGUUUUUAUUAAGCUUCUAUAGAGGCCUUCUGGUAAGGCACUGAGGAGAAAUUACUCAGAUGAACAGUAGCUGAAUGGGUAAAUAUUUGAAAGCAAAGGGACCGACAAGGGCUUUGAUUCAAACCAGUCUCUAGUUUAGUACGUAGUGAAUUGGAUUUCAGGCACUGAAGUUACUGAUCCAAUGAACUGGACAGUGAUGGGUCAGUGACAAGUGAGUUUCAAAGCAGCACAUGAGAAAGCCAGCAAUAAAUCAUCUGGAUUGCAAGCAUCAUAAAUACACUGUGUGUAAUUUUGACAUUUAAAAUUAAAUGACAAUAAAGGUCAGUUGUCAACUAGACUUACAGUCCACACAGGCCGUUUUUAAAAAAAGCCUUAUGUUUGUACAGAGGGAAAGGGAUUGAAUGAAUGAACUGUUAAACAUGCUGUAUGUAGCUAGAACAUUACUUACAUUUGUAAUAACACUUGUUCUUGGGUUUUUUUCUUCUUUUUUUCCAGAUAAUGCUACUCUGUGUAGAGGAAUAAUACAGUUGAAAACAAGCAGUGAAGUUACCUUACUUCCAGUCAGGAUAGUGACAUCAGUGUGUACAUUUUUUUUAUGAUUCAAUCAGAAUUUUCUAGAGAGCUAAACUGCCAGUGUGCUGCAAAGAUUUUGAGAGGUUUACUACCUGCUGAACUAGGGAGUGGUUUGAGACACAUCAGGGGAAAUGGAUCAGUCAUCCAGUGCCCCUUCAAACCUGGUGAGAAACUAGCACUGUGUGAUAUAAUAAUGUCUUAAAAUAACAGUACAGCAUUUAAUAUAAAAGCCAUUUGUAAUUUUAAAUAAAAGACCACUGGACAGACUCACUAUCUGUCCUAUUACACAGAAGCAUUAAUCCUUAGAUGCUAGAUUGACCAGUUUCCAAUGAUAUUCAGAUAAACUCGUGAUUCUUUGGCAAUAACUAGUUCAGGUGUUUUUUGGUAUAGAUGUGUAUAGUGUGAGUGCAGAACCUGCUCUCCCAAAUGCUAUUAAUUGCACAUUUUAUUCAAUAUAUAGGAUAGUUUGUUUUAAGGUGGUUGUUAAAUAUUAUUUUGGCAAAUAUUAUAAAUACUGUAUAUGCUUGAAAUCUUCCAGUUAAUAUUUUUGAUUAAUGGUACUAAAUAAUGUUUAUCCUUGACUUAGUCUUUAUAUUUUCUGGAGAGAUAUUUAUAUGCUGUGUUUUUUCCACUAAUUCACAAUGUUGCACUCUGCUGUAAUUGCAUGAUGACCGUGCUUCCACAGUUUGAUAUUGAUUAGCAGCAGAUGUAUUUAUUCAGUUAUGCAAAUGUUCUCGAAGAGGGAUGCAACUUCUACUGUACAUCCCCUGUGCCUUUUUUGGGAAGAUUUACCAUAUUUGUAACUGUAUUCUAAAUCUGUUGAUUUAUCAAUUCUGUAAAUCUAGUUAAAUUCAGAGGUACUGCACUGAAGCUGUUUUUCCUAACAGAAAAUAAGGCUCAAAUGUGUACCAGUAACCAAUCAUUACAUUAUUUUUCAGAUGAA
Messenger RNA from Siniperca chuatsi (mandarin fish), 5528 nucleotides. It is a transcript of the gene mtmr10, whose product is annotated as myotubularin related protein 10. The record is from RefSeq and is a predicted model, not a curated record. Lineage: Eukaryota; Metazoa; Chordata; Actinopteri; Centrarchiformes; Sinipercidae. The transcript has 16 exons. Bases 525 to 2834 code for a protein of 769 amino acids.